Messenger RNA from Hyaloscypha bicolor E, 201 nucleotides. RefSeq lists its product as uncharacterized. The annotation marks the transcript as partial. The record is from RefSeq and is a predicted model, not a curated record. The transcript has a single exon. Lineage: Eukaryota; Fungi; Ascomycota; Leotiomycetes; Helotiales; Hyaloscyphaceae.
UUUAAGGCCUAUUAUAAGAAAAGUAAUAUUAUACUUCCUCUAAUCUAUAAGCCUUCUUUAUACUUCUCUUACCUCUUUAUAAGUAAUAACUCGCUUUACCGGGCUUUCCGGACAAAUAUCCGGAUAUAUAAUUAUACUUUUGCCUUUAUAUUAAUUAGUUAUAAGAAGAAUGCCCGGAUUAAUUUCUCUUAUAAGAUCUAG